This is a messenger RNA of Ipomoea triloba (trilobed morning glory), 2476 nucleotides long. RefSeq lists its product as uncharacterized. The record is from RefSeq and is a predicted model, not a curated record. The coding region runs from base 250 to 2277 and encodes 675 amino acids. Lineage: Eukaryota; Viridiplantae; Streptophyta; Magnoliopsida; Solanales; Convolvulaceae. The transcript has 3 exons.
UCGAAAGGAGAAUCAUUUUCUUGGAUAAAUACCCCUUAUUAUAUACUCCUACAACUUCCGUAUUAAUCUUUUCCUGUGUUUAUUCUGUGCCAUGAAUUUCGAGAAUCACGGAAAAGAUGCAAUACGGUCCACUAUCAGUACUGCCAUAAACAAUAAAGAAGCAGCUGCAAGUUAGCCUCAAAUGAUGAGAUGGGAUGGAGAGAGAAGAAGAAGAAGAAAAAAAAAACAAUUUUGUAAUCUAGGCAGAGGAUGAUGAUGAUGAUGAGAAAAAGGGUGAAAGCUCAAAAAAGGGGAGAGCAGUGUGGGGAAGGGCCAGCAGAAAAGCAAGGAAAUUUGGGGGAAAAGUUGAAGAAAGUUGGGAAAAGAGGGGGUCACUCCACUCCAAUCAUACCCUUUUGGAGGCUCUACAAACAUCAAGAUCAAGAACCUCAUACUACUUUUGUAUCUUCAAGAAAACUUGGUGCCACCCUUUGGGAGCUCCAUCACUAUAAGCUGCCUCUUUCUAAAAUGCAACAGGGUGUGGGUGUGGGUGUUCCCCUUGCAAGGCUUCGCCACCGCCACCGCCACCGCCAUGAGGAGGAGAACACAGAGCUUGAUCCUCCCCCUGAUCCUUCUCCAAUUUUGCCUGAACUGCCAGAAAGCGCGGGCAGUUUGAGGAGGCAUCUUGUUGCGUCACUAAUGCAGCAUCAUCGGCCCGUUGAAAGGAGUAGCCAUGCCAUACAACCCGUAUCUCCUGCAAGUUACAACAGCUCAAUGGAGGUAGCCCCUUACAACCCCGCAAUUACUCCUUCGAGUUCUGUAGAUUUCAAGGGGAGAAUUGGGGAGGGUGGUUAUAGCCUCAGAACAUCAACGGAACUGCUUAAGGUGUUGAAUCGAAUCUGGAGCCUGGAAGAGCAACACGUAUCCAACAUGACACUUGUGAGGAAAUUAAAGAAAGAGCUCGGCCAUGCUCAUAUGCGUAUCAAAGAGUUGUUGCAAGAGCAGCAAGCUGAUCGACGGGGAGUGGAUGAAUUAAUGAAGCAGAUUACUGAAGACAAACUGGUUAGGAAAGGCAAGGAACAAGACCGAAUAAAUGCUGCUGUGCAGUCUGCCAGGGAUGAGCUGGAUGACGAAAGGAAGCUAAGGAAACGCUCGGAGAGCUUGCAUCGCAAAUUAGCUCGUGAACUUUUGGAAGUCAAAACAUCUUUUGCUAAUGCUGUGAAAGAGUUGGAAAGGGAGAGAAAAUCUCGUAAACUUUUGGAAGACCUUUGCGAUGAGUUUGCGUGGGGAAUUAGCGACUAUGAACAAGAAUUGCAUUCUCUGAGACAGAAAUCUGACAAGGAAUGGACGGGAAGGACCAAUGAUGAUAGGCUGAUUCUUCAUAUAUCAGAAUCAUGGCUUGACGAAAGGAUGCAGAUGAAACUACAACUACAGCGUGGUGGAGGAGAAGAAAAUCCUACAGUGGAAAAACUAAGCUCCGAAAUAGAGGAAUUUCUUCAAAUUAAAAGGGCUGGAAUCAAGAGCAAUCCCCACUUGGAGGAUCCCACCUACCGUAGAAGUUCUCUAGAAUCCAUCCCUCUGAAUGUUGCUGUUAGUGCUCCUCAAGACGAGGGUGAUGAAGAUAUUUCUGUAGGUAGUGAUUCACAUUGUUUUGAGUUACGCAAAGCAAGUGCUGUUGACUCAAAAUCCCCGGAAAAUGAAGCCAAGGGCCAUGACACCGAAGAGAUUGUGAAGGCAGACUAUACAAUGCAAAAAUUUGGAUCUCAUGAAAGGGCCAAGGGUCGCAGUCCAUCCAAUAUGCAGGUGAAGUUUCAAGAAAAGAUGGCACAAGCGACACUAGUAAGUAAAGGCGGGGACCAUGUUCAAGAUUUGGAACAAGGGAAAACAAUUCGAGAGAGUUUAGCUGAAAUAAGCAGUUCAAAGAAACCUGAUAGAUGCAAGAAAACAGAAGAAGGUAGUUCUGAAAAAAAGAGUAAACCCCAUGCAACUCCUGGACUAAACUCAAACUAUAGCAUCGAUGACUUAAUACGAAGCCACUAUUUCUUGUCAGAAUGUGGAAUAAUGCCUCCUGAAAAUGAGUACGGUGCGGCUUCUUUUGGUAAUUCCAACUGGAGCAGUCGUGCUAGUCCAGUACGGCAAUGGACAGAGAAACUCCCGUCAUGUGAUAAUGAAUUCGAGUCCUCUUCAAAAUUUCCUCCAGAUUCGAAAGAGCAUACUUUGAAGGCAAAGCUAUUGGAUGCGAAGCAACGGGGUCAACAAUCACGUUCCCGUCCAAAAGGUUCAAAAAUUUCAUCUUAGGGUUGAAUGUUUUGUAGAUUGAGCAAUAUAUAAAUCUGCAUCCAGCUCAGAGGCUGGAGUUGUGUGAAUAUUAGAUAAGGUACUCUCUGCAGUUCAGUGUGUUAUUCUUAAGUUAAAUGUGUAAAUCAUGUAACACAUGCUGACAUGGAGAGUUAGGUUUGCCUGUUCACAUAUGAAAUAUAUCAUAAAAUUUCCUUAA